Molecule: messenger RNA, 6204 nt
Organism: Scylla paramamosain (green mud crab)
Lineage: Eukaryota; Metazoa; Arthropoda; Malacostraca; Decapoda; Portunidae
Product: neural-cadherin-like
Exons: 25
Coding region: 138-5249 (1703 amino acids)
Biological process (GO): multicellular organism development; adherens junction organization; calcium-dependent cell-cell adhesion
Cellular component (GO): adherens junction; catenin complex; plasma membrane
Molecular function (GO): cadherin binding; calcium ion binding
Source: RefSeq, a predicted model, not a curated record
ACUGGAUCGGGACGCGCCUCGGGGGCGCGCUCGGUGGAGGCUUAUGGUGUGGGUAACGGACGGGCCGCACACAGCCAGCGCCGAGGUGCACGUCAACGUGAAGGACAUUAACGACAACGCACCGUUUUUUCCCCAACAUGACCAUCAACGCUACAGUGCCUGAGAAUGCCGAAGCAGGGUGGGAGGUGACCAGUGUGACGGCCACGGACUUCGAUGAUCCGCGGGAGGGAACUAACGCCAUCAUCUCAUACUCCGUCGAGAAGAAUGUCAUUGAUGAGUUCAGCGGGCAGCCCAUUUUUGACAUAGAUUCCGUCUCCGGCAGAGUCAGCACCGCUCUGUGUUGCCUCGACCGUGAACGAACACCCUUUUAUGCCAUUCAGGUGGUGGCGUCUGACGGCGGCGGACUCAAAGGCACAGGCACGGUGCUAGUGACAGUGCUGGACGACAACGACGUAUCGCCGAAGUUUACGAGGCGUGACUGGCAUCUGCUGGUGCACGAGAUCACGGAGCCCCUCGCCACCGUGGCCUUCCUCACCGUCUCCGACCCGGACCUCAGCAACGAAUUUGAGUUCAGGAUAAUUCCUGAAAGUGGCUUUGGCUGGGAGAAAUUUCGAAUAGUGAGCUCGGAGCACGGAAGCGGCGCUCUGCAGGCGGUCCAAGACUUGGACUACGAAGAUCCUGGGCAGAGACGAGGCUUCAAGUUCAGAGUGCAGGUAUCUGAUAAGGCGGCCAAUCGAUGGAAGGACGACGAGCAUGUGGACGAGGCCUGGGUCACCUUGACGCUCGUGGAUGACAAUGACAACGCGCCCUUUCUGCCCCUAACGAGUGUUAACCUGACCCUUCCCGAGGACACGCCCGUUGGUUACUCCCUGACGACUUUCACAGCUACGGAUCUUGACCAAGGCGGCGAGGACGAGGUCAGGUACACCAUCGACCCUCUCAGUGAUCCCUUCCGUCUCUUCGCGGUGGACUCUUCGGGUCAUGUCUGGUUACGCCGCACGCUGGACCGAGAGUCUGCCAAGAGCCACGCGGUGAAAGUGUUAGCCGUGGACAGCGGUGUUCCUGCUCUCACCUCCACCGCCACUCUGCUCCUUGCUGUCACGGAUGUAAACGACAACGCUCCCAACGUAGCAAAUCCCGACACGCUGUACAUCCCGGAGAACAGUGGCCCGAGACACGUGGCAGACCUGUUACUGGAUGACGCCGAUGACUGGAGCAAGGGACACGGCCCGCCUUUCUCCGUCACCCUCGACCAGCGGGCCCCCGAUGAUAUCAAGAAGACCUUUGCCGUCGAUUUCAAUGCAGAGGGGGAUGAAGGGCGCGGCGUGGCGGUGGUGACAUCCCUGCGGCCACUGGAUCGGGAGGAAUCGGUCACCAGACUCCUGCCCUUGGUGCUCGGGGACGCGCGGCGACUUACCACAACUGCCACCAUCACUCUCACGGUGGCUGACGUCAAUGACAACCCGAUGAGGCCUGGCCACAAGACCGUCAGUGUUACCAGACUCAUGGGUGAGGAGAUGGCUAUCCCGCUGGGACGGGUGUACGUGGACGACAAAGAUGACUGGGAUGCUGGAGACAAGACCUGGGCGUGGCGGCGAGGAGAGCACCACCCUCUCUUCACGCUGCACGCCCGCACCGGCCAGCUGAUGAUGAGCGAGCACGCCCACGACGGCACAUACCAGCUGUCGUUUUGGGUGAGUGACGCGCACCAUGGCCAGAAGAACGUGGAGGCCAACGUGACGGUGGUAGUGAAGAGUGUCAGCCUGGACGACUUGGCUUGCGCCGUGCCGGUCACCGUCACUUCCCACCCCCCAGGCCGCCUCAUCACGCCGCUAAAGGGGAGCGGCCAGGCACCACUGGAGGCCUUGCGCGCCGCGGUGCAGAGUGUAGCCAAAGCGGGCGUGGAAGUGGUGUCCGUGGAGGCGGACUCGGAUAUUGGCGGGACAUCGGGCACUCGACUGUGGCUCACGGCGCUCUCCAGACACCCGCUAGACCAGAUCCUCCUGCUGCACCGGAAGAAGAUAUCAACUCAGUCUAGCGUGACGGUGAUGUGGGUGGGGGUCAACAUGUGCGUGGCUCCCUUCGCCUCCAAGCGUCACCCUCACGACAGAGUCUGGGUGGUGGACGCCAAUAGCACGGCUCUGGUCACGCCACGCCUGCAAGUGCCGCGGAGUCAGUGCAACUGCUUCCCCCAAGGCUCUCGCUUAGGCAGACAGCAGCACAAACCAGUCAGCUUAUCAGGGCAGCCCAGCGUAGCGGCCGUGACUCACAUUGUCUCCUGCCACCCCAACCCUUGCCUCAACGGGGGCCGCUGUGUACUACAGGCCCGCGUGUCCAGGUGCGUGUGUCCUGAAGGAACUAGCGGCUCCAUCUGCAAGCAGUUAAGUCGACACUUCAUCGGGAAUGGAUGGGCAUGGACGGCGCCCCUUCCAUCAGUUAAUCGAGCCCAUAUUUCGCUGGAAUUCCUCACUUUACGAGAGGAGGGUCUGCUGCUCUACGCGGGGCCGCCAGACGCUCCCCACUUGGACGCUCCCCUCAUGCAGGAAGACGUGCUGAGCGUGGAACUUGAGGACGGACGGCCGCGGCUGCUGCUGGAUGUGGGGAGCAGUCCUGUACUGCUCGCCGCCUCCCCGGGCCACCCCCUUCCUCGCCUGGCUGACGGGCACUGGCACCGCCUCGAUGUGGUGUGGGGAGCGCAGAGAGUAGAGCUUAUCGUUGAUCGAUGUGAGGCAGGAGGGGAGUGUAGGGUCGCCGCUCCCCUGCCGCCCCAAGAGCCCGUGCUGAGUGUAGCAGCACCCCUGCAGGUUGGAGGGCUGGCACACGCGGCCCCAGACGCCCUGCAGCACGGGUGGCCCACGCAGGUCAAUGGCCACUAUUUUCAUGGGUGUAUAAAGAAUCUGAGAGUGAAUGGAGAGCUGCGUGAUCUGGGCGAGGCGGUGCUGGGGGAGGGCAGCUCGUCCGGGUGUGAGGGCCACGACCCCUGUGCCCUGGCCGGAGGACCCUGCCCGCCUAGAGCCAGGUGUAUGAGGAUGGAUGGCCAGUGGGUGUGCGGGUGCGAGCCUGGCUGGGCGGGAGAGGACUGCCACACCCACACCCAACCUGCCUACUUCGCCUCCAGCAGCUACGUCAAGAUGGCGCUCUCCUCCAUCCCUCCUGCUCAGUCCACAUUUAUUCAGUUACGAUUCCGAACGUGGGAGGCGUGGGGGCAGCUGGUGGCCGUCACGUCUCAGCAUGGGCGUGACCUAGCGGCGAUACACCUGCUGAACAGUCAUGUGUGUCUCCAGAUGCGGCUCCAUCCAGCCGCCCUCACCCAUCUGUGUCUCUCGGAGGUCCCUCUGGCUGACGGAGAGUGGCACACCGUCUACGUCCACAGACAAGGCGAGUGGGCGGAGCUCCAUGUGGAUGAGGGAGACGGACCACUGUACAACGCUACGUCCACCCCAGCGGCGACCCAGGGCUGGUCCACGUCCCUGCUGGUGGACAGACAGGAAGGAGUUCACGUGGGCGGGUCUCCGGAGUACGUAGGCGUCAGUCUUUACAUCGUUCAUCAUGAUUUUCACGAUGGUUGUUUAGACGACCUAAGGGUGUCUGGGCUGCAACUUCCUUUGCCUCCACUUCUCAACACCUCCUCCCUGGCUCAAGCAACGAUGUUUACCAAUGUCUCAGCGGGAUGCAGCGCCCCCUCGGCGUGCGCUAACGUAACCUGUGAAGAACCUUUCUCGUGUAUCGACAUCUGGUGGAGAUAUGAAUGCGGAUGCCCGGUGGGAUCGCAGAUUUCCCACGGGGGAGGCUCGUGCCAGGACCUAGAUGAGUGCGAGUGGCUACCCUGCCUGAAUGGUGGCACGUGCGUCAACAGAGAGCCGGGCUACUCCUGCCACUGCACGGCCUCUCAUGGCGGCGAGCACUGUGAGACUGAGAGAAAAGACGCAGCAGUGAUGGUAUUCCCCGUGACGACCCUGGUGGUGGUGGUGGUGUGGAGCUUCCUCCUAUUGGGACUGGUGGUGGCGGUGUGCAUAUGUCGGCUGAGACGGCAGCACCAGGGUAGCAGCAGCGGCGGGCGCGAUGCACUCAGCGCGGGCGGGCAAGGCUCUGAUAGUAAUGUGACAAGCAUGCCAGCCGAGCAAGUGGAGCUGACAGUAACCACAGCGUCCGCCCACCCAUCCCCACACCCACUGCGACCUAAAGUGACUGAAGAGGUUAAUAUCCUUCGGAAGAGCUUGGCGGCAUCCCACGGUGAAGGUCAGCCUGGUGCGGGAUGUGGUUGCCCACCCCUUCCCACCCUGGAUGACCUCCGUAACUAUGCCUACGAAGGUGACGGCAGCUCUCCGGACUCCCUCUCCUCGUGUUGCUCCGGUGAGCAACUAUAUUGCUACGAAAUUAAUGGAAUUAAAAGUGGACAUUUCGGGGGAGAGAUUCGAUUUAUAGGAGGAUUCCAAGAAGUUUCGAACCUACUAAGUUGUCUGAGUACACCGGAGACAGCAGACCCCUCGGCCCGGGGAGGCGCGGCUCGGGGCUCUGCUGGGGACAUAAGUAACUCCAAGCACUCCUCCAGCCAGACGCUACUCCACGUUCUCCAGUCGAAUCUCAAAGCCGAGGAAGGUAAAUGUGACCAAACCAAGAAUAAUGGUGUCAGAAUCGGAAAAACUGAAAAAAGAGACAAUAGUUUUGAUAGAAAUAUAGUGAAGCACUCUAGUGUGGGUCAUUACUCCCCGUCGGUGUUGGGAGGCUCUCCAUUCUGCACCUCCAUCAUACAGACAGGAAAGCACGACUCUCUGAGGGUAAAAAAGGAAGUGUUUCAUCAAUCACUGAAGAGAAAGAAGUCUGACAUCAAAGUGACGUGUGUGUGCACUGACAGCAUCGAUGGCCCCACUGGCUUCAGCUGGCAGGGGAAGCAUUUGGACCAAAUGGCGCGGGAACAGUCGCCUAACCGUCACUUCCACUCCUUGUGUAGAACCUGUAUCAUACUGAGUGCUACAUAUCCAUCCAGUGUGCAAGGAAUAUGUCGACACAGCCAGUCGACUUCCAGUUUGUACUCCGUUCUUGCCGCCGCGACACAAGCUGGUGGCGAACAGGUGCGCGCGGUGCGAUGCGGCAGUGCUGGCAGCGUCCUGCGUUGUGUUCAUUCUCAUAAUCACGAAGGAAAUCAAUGCAGCAUAAAACCUUAUUGCCGAGAAUGUUCAGUGAAACUACUGGGUAUGCAUAAAGAGAGGACUGCCGAGACCAAUAUUUUCCAGAGCAACGACACCUAGUUAGGAGCUACGCUAUUACAGGAGAUGGCUAUGAAUAACGAAUCCCGAUGUCUCAUACCAAUAAACAUCUACUUUGAAUGUUUUGAACAUCGUGGAUGAUUAAUUUUGUAGUUUUAUAACCAAAAGAGUAUUUAAUAUUGCCUCCUGAAAUUUUGUAAAGGUUGUGGAAGAUUUUCAUAAGGAAGUAUCUUGUAGUAUUUUGUAAUGUGUGUGUGUGUGUGUGUGUGUGUGUGUGUGUGUGUGUGUGUGUGUGUGUGUGUGUGUGUGUGUGUGUGUGUGUUAAUAUAUGUAUACCUACAAGGAAGGUACGGUGUUUCAGGAACAGUACAGAUAUAUCAGGGUCUAGUACCAAAUAUUAUAUAAAUAUUAUGAUUCAUAAUCGGUCUGGAUGAGAUUUCGUUUGCUGGUACGAAGGCAAGGUUGUUAUUUCGUCACGAGGUCACGUGGCUGAAAAUGAAGCAGCAGCACGAGCUACUUACGAAUUCCUUCUUUUCUUCUGCUUGAACGGUUCAGUCAUUGUGAAUGUGGUCUGUUCAUGGUGAGGAGGAUUAACACAUUUAGCAAGCGCAUCAGCCAGGAGGCCCACGUUCCUUCAGGCCACAUAGGCAUCAAUUAUAAUUGCCAUGACCAGGAAGUUACUACUGAUGUGAGUCCCGCCUCAGUCACUCUUGAAGAGUUAUGAAAGGAAUACUAAUGAUAAAUCUGUAUGUUUUAUUCUUUCUUUUCCAAAGUAAUACAAAUAAGCUUUAACUGUGAUUUGAAAUGACAUCUGCACUUUCUUGAAUGUUGUGAAAGGCAAUUAGAAAAUGCCUUAUACAUAUGUAGGUGUUGAAUUAUUACAUCCUUGUCUCUGAGUUGAGCAAUUGCUAGUGUUAUGCCAUGUUAGGCUUUGAGGUCAUUACUUUGAGUCUAUUUAUGUAUCAUCAGGAUUAUAAUUAAAGGAUGCUUUCGAAUA